AGAAGAAGAAGAAGAAGAAAAAGAAAAGGAAAAGAAAAAGUUGAAGAGGUAAAAAUAGGAAAAAAGAGUAAAAAGAUAAAGCUGAAUUUUUCGUUGUUCAAUCAAAGAAUAAGGUGAUAUUUACCUGAAAAAUGGAGGUGAAAAUGAUGAAGAAAUAUAAAAUGUUCAAGAUGAGAUGAGAUUGAAGACGAAGGUGAAAAGAGUUGAAGAAAAAAUUUGAUCCUUUUAACAAGACUUUCAUUUAAUUGCUUUUUCCUGCAAUCCUUUUUCAAGUUUUAUUCAAAGAUAAUGUAUCUUACUGUCAACAAUUAACAACAUUUACGUUGUUUAACAGUGUCACUGGAAUCAUCAUCGUCAUCAUCAACCUCAACCAUCGACAACCUUACACACUAACACACAUCCAUGUUAUUUGUUUACCUGUCCGUCUGUUUAGCAUUCAACAUUUAACUGUCUUUUUACGUCUAUCUCUUUCUGUAUUCAUGUGUUCACCAAUUAUCAAGACUCGACACCAAAACUGUCCAUUUCAUGAUUAAACCUUUAAACGAGCUUAAUACAAUGUUUAUCCAAUCACUAUCAAAUUCACAAUCAACCUUACAAUCAACCACAAAAACCACCAACGGUAAAAACAUCAACAGUAAGGAGUCACAUUUUAUUGUUUUUACCUCAUCUUUUUCAAUCCAUUAUCAUAUCAAUUCAUAUUGUUCAGCACACUUGUAAAUGGUGAUUAAAAUAUUGUGACCGUUAAUAAUAAUUGUUGUUAUAACCAGUUAUUGUUAAUCAAAUUGUUACACUGAAACACAAAUAAAACAUAGAAACGUUGAAGACAUUGAAGGAAACCAAAAGGAGAAAAAGUGACUUCAAAAUGGGAAACAAUACUAGUCAAUCUUCAAGGCCGCAAUCAUCUCGAUCUUCAGUGGAUGUUGCCCUUAUUAUUGAAGCACAUGGCUUGGUAACUGAAAUGUUAAACGAUCCAACUCUUCCACCUCAUAUUAUAUCUGGUCUGCGAGCUGUGGCGUCUCUAUUGGCACCUCCAGUUUCCCAGGUUUCAAAUCGAUCAAGAUCAACCCCUUGGGCUGCGGUUGCUUUAGACAACUAUGCCAGUGUUGAAGAACCAUCUGAGAUGCCUUAUACCGGUGAAAAACUCAUGUCUUGUAAGCGAGGUCGACGAAAUGUUCCUCCUAGUGUACUCAGACGGAUGUCAACAUCGACUUGGUCUACAACAACUUCUGCCACUGGAAUGCCAACUCUUGAGCCGGAACCAUCGCGCAAGAGAUGCACAAAUUUUCGAUCUGCACAAAGUCCAAACUCACCGCAUCCACCUUCAUUUUUGAGUCCAUCUGAAAAACCACCACCAGUUAAAGGAGGUCGAUCAUUUUCCACAACAGCUCUUCCAAUGGGCGCUCUGUCUCAUUUACGUGAGAAACGUGAUCGUAAACUAGGUUCAAUUGUACAAUCUUCUUUGGAUAGUAAUCGUGAUAUUCAAACAUCUUCCGAAAUAGAUUUACAAUGUUUAAAAUUUCCACACAAACAUGUUGAUUCACCAGCCAACUCUCCAAGUCAUGUUCAUUUCAACAAUAGCUCUGAAUCAAAUAAAACACCAUCCAUAUCAACUCUUACUCAACAACAGAAACAGAAACAACCUCAACAUAAUUUACAACCACAAUUUCAACCAAUUCACCAUCAACCUCAACAACAAUUUCAAUCUCAUCAACCAUCAUUUUCAUCACCAUCAACUUCUUUAACCCCUCAUCUUCACCAACAGCAACAUCAACCAUCAAAUGACCGUCGUGCCGAUAAAAGAUUAGAACCAAUGCCAGAUAAACAUUUUAUAAAUCCAUAUCAUGGUUCAUCAUAUUCAAUUGGAGCUUGUCAAAUUCUUAAGCAAACAAUUCCUAGAUUAAAUUUAACUUCGGAUUAUGAUAGCAGCAAUGAUAGUCCUAGUGGCAGCGAAACUACUGUCGAUGAUAAUGUCAUAAGUGAUAGUAGAUUAUCUAGUGGAGUCGUUGUUGGUGGAAGUGGUGGCAGACGUACGGCUUCAUCAGUGUCUAAAGGUGUUACCACUGCCAGUCCUUCCGAAUCUAGUUUAUCGAGCUCUGGUGGCGGAGGAUCAUCGACAAAUGCUCCAUCAGCGAGUAAUAACGCCUCAGGAAACAUUGUUACUGCCAAAGAGGGGUCUUAUUGUUUACUUUGUGGUAUCGCUUUGCGCACUUUGAACACUAGUGGCAAGGUAAAACCACAACCGACAUGGCCAAAUAAAUCCCCUCCUCCCCCAAUGGAACCUGAUGUUGAUCCUUUCGGAAACAUACCUAUUGCAGAUACGCUUUAUAAUCUUGAACGCCUUGCUCAUGAUCCUUUACUUAAUCGUAUCAAUGAAUGGGAUUAUCCAAUAUUUGAGCUCAAUUCAUCAGCUGAAGGAGCCAUUCUAAGUCAACUAACGUACAGAAUUUUUUAUGAAGCUGGUUUAUUGGAAGCAUUUAGAAUACCAAUUGUUGAAUUUCUCAGUUAUUUCAGAGCAUUAGAAUUGGGUUACAGAGAGAAACCAUAUCAUAAUCGUAUGCAUGCAGCUGAUGUUUUACAUGGAGUUUAUUACCUAACUUCCCAACAGAUUCCUGGAUUUCCUCAGAUUCCAUUAGAUUCAGAUAAUUCUCCAGCACAAAAAAAUUCAAUAGGACCACUUCCAAAGAGCUAUUUACGACACAUAUCAACUUGUGAUGACAGUUAUGGCAUUAUGGGAGCCAAUUUUCCUGCCCUUGAAAUAAUGGCUCUUUAUACGGCAUCAGCAAUGCAUGACUAUGAUCAUCCAGGAAGGACCAAUGCUUUUUUAGUUCAAACCUUUUCAGCUCAAGCUAUACUCUACAAUGAUCGUUCUGUUUUAGAGAAUCAUCAUGCAGCAGCUGCUUGGUCUUUGUUUAUUUCAAAAGAAGAAUACAAUUGGCUUCGUGUUUUGGAUAAAGCUGAAUUUAAAAGGUUCCGUUUUCUUGUAAUUGAGUUUAUUCUGGCAACUGAUUUGAAGCGUCAUUUUGAUAUUUUAGCUGAAUUUAGUGCCAAGGUUAAUGGUGAUGAUGGCUCUGGAAUAGAUUGGUUUUCCGAAACUGAUAGAUUGUUAGUAAUGGAAAUGUGUAUAAAAUUGUCUGAUAUUAACGGCCCUUGUAAGGAAAGAAAUAUUCACCUUCAAUGGACUCACAGGAUAGCUGAAGAAUUUUACGAACAAGGCGAUGAAGAAGAGAGCUUAGGUUUGCCCAUUUCACCUUUUAUGGAUCGCAAGCAUCCACAACUUGCAAGACUUCAAGAAUCUUUUAUUAACCAUCUUGUUGCGCCUUUGUGCAACAUUUAUGGUGAAGCUGGCCUUCUUCCGGGAGUAAUUGAAUUUCAGGAAAAUAUAACAUCUGAUAAAAUAAAUGAAAGAAGAAAAUCAUCGGAAAGAAAAUCCUCUGAUGUGAAAAAAGAGAAACAAAAAAUUAAAAAGAUCACUUGUCUACAGACGAAACAUCUAGAGGAAAAUUAUCGCUAUUGGGUUAACGUUUUGAAAGAGGAAGCAAAUAAAACUCCUUCAGAUGACGACGAUGUAAAUGAAUCUUCUUCAGUUAGCAGUGACGAUUCAUCAACACCCGUUUUUAGUUCAAAUCAACCCUUGCAUGAUAUUGUUGAAUCGGAAGAAGUUGGUGCAACUGGAGAAACGCCACCGCCAUCAAUAAGUGAUGAAAAUCAUCCAAGUUGAUAUUAAUCAUUGUUAAAAGUUUUAUAAAAAGCAAAACAAUCUAAACAAAAAAUUAUGUAUAAUUUAAAUGUAUCAAUGUUGUUAUAAUAAUAUAAAAAUUAAUAGGUCCAUCGAGAUCGUGGCAAAAAAAUAAAUAAACAACAAAUGUUUAUAGUCUUUUUUUUCUGGAAAAAUAAAACCAGUCAAAUUUUGUUGAUAAACCAUAACACCAUACUAACAUUAAAUUAAACAGUACUAAAACAGAUUAGAAUCAGUCUUUCCAAGUUAAUUGGUCCAUAAAUAAGAUCAGUCAAUCUCUAUCUGAUCCAGAGCCUGGUUUCAUUCCAAUGAAAAGC
Messenger RNA from Tetranychus urticae (two-spotted spider mite), 4053 nucleotides. Its product is annotated as cGMP-inhibited 3',5'-cyclic phosphodiesterase 3A. Lineage: Eukaryota; Metazoa; Arthropoda; Arachnida; Trombidiformes; Tetranychidae. The record is from RefSeq and is a predicted model, not a curated record. Gene Ontology annotation, biological process: signal transduction. Gene Ontology annotation, molecular function: 3',5'-cyclic-nucleotide phosphodiesterase activity.